AUGAGUUCAUGGAUUCGUUUCUUAUGCUCUCUUAAGGCCUGUCUGUGUUUAGUACUAAACUCACAGCCCUUCCAAUCGCAAGGAAUGGGUGCUCCCGACCGGGCCAUUCGCACCGGUACUGAUCACCCUUAUGACCUCUCACGUGUGAGCUCAUCCCACCUGGUUAUUGGAUGUAUAGUCACAUCCGGGCCAAUGACACGCAAACACACGACUCGAAUGGCUAACUCUGUGACUGCGAAGACUAUUAUAGCAUUUGAAGGCCCGACCACAUCCCGGUUCCUCACAUUUCAAUGGUUUGCCAACAGUUAUGACUCUUUUUGUGACACAAUAAGUAGUAAUUGGUUGCAAAGCGCUUAUUACAGUCGCGAUACCGGCAAACAAAUGAGAAUCCGCAAUACAUUUGCGACACUAUUGACCGACAAAUGCAAAGAAAUGAGCCCUCGAUGUGAGUGCAGUCUUAUCGAUGUCUUCGACGCCCAGGCAUUGCUGAACCAAAGCAUCGGCUUUCAUGAGAUAGGAUUAAUGAAAAAGAGUGAGCUACGUCAAUUUAUCACGAGCGUUCACCACAAAGAUGUCUGCAAAUUGUGUCACAAAGUAUUGUCCAAAAACAUCACAUGGAUUGGUGUACACUUCAGGAGACACUUCGAUGUAUUGCCCCUACAAUUAGUCCACAAACUCAAGGAGUACGAACAACAACACAAGACAUCCACAUAUCGGUGUGCCGUCAAAGACCCGACAACUUGGGAUACGGUAUACGUAUGUGAUUACGACGACUGCGGCCUCCAGUUUGGCACAUUGAAUGCUUUGGCCAUUCAUCGAAGUAGAAUCCAUAGCCAAAUAGCACCGGGAGUUACAGUGAGGCAGACCUUGCACUGCCAUUGGCCUCAAUGCCAGUUCAGGACAAUGUCUGCACAACACCUGACGCUACACACGAAGAAUAAUCACACGACACACGUGGAGACCAGUUGUCUGUUUAAGUCGACUAAAACCUAUUCGACGAACAGGUCUUCGGCUAAAAGUGUGGAUAAUUCAGUGAAGCGAGAAGUGGUUGAACCGAAUGUGUUGUGUUUGGAAGCGACCAACUCUUCAUCGGAUCCCGCGUUUGAAUAUCAAAGUCAACGCAUUGCCAGAGCAUUGACUCGCGUUAAGAGUGAACCUCAAGAUAGUGGUGAUUAG
Molecule: messenger RNA, 1176 nt
Organism: Oppiella nova
Lineage: Eukaryota; Metazoa; Arthropoda; Arachnida; Sarcoptiformes; Oppiidae
Source: the annotation of a GenBank genome assembly